AUGGCUGCUCCCAACUAUCCCCCACUCUCCGAGAAGCAGGAGGAAGAGCCAAAAAUACAUAACCCUGCCACAAAACAAACGGGAAAGAAAUCCGCACGGGGAGACGACGCCCACGCCGAACAUGCCUCCGACUCAGAAACCUCGAGCAACAGCCACGGCCCCCAAAUCGAAAAGUCCGGUGAACGCAAACUCACCGAAGACGACUGCUACGAUAAACUCGGUUUCUGCUUCCCCUGGUACAAGAAAUGGACCAUCAUCUCCGUGAUCUUCAUGGUGCAGAUGUCCAUGAAUUUCAACACAGGCGUCUACGCCAACGCCGUAACAGGCCUGACGGAGGAAUUCCAUAUCAGCGAACAGGCUGCGAGAGUGGGCCAGUGUGUUUUCCUCGUCGCAUACGCAUUCGGAUGUGAGCUGUGGGCUCCUUGGUCUGAGGAAUUCGGUCGCUGGCCUAUCAUGCAGCUCUCUCUGUUCCUGGUGAACAUCUGGCAGAUCCCCUGCGCUUUGGCGCCUAAUUUCGGUACGAUUGUCGUCUGUCGUGUACUGGGUGGUCUCAGUUCGGCCGGUGGCUCAGUCACUCUCGGUAUGACGGCCGAUAUGUGGGAACCGGAUAACCAGGGCUUCGCCGUGGCAUAUGUGGUGCUUUCUUCUGUGGGAGGCUCAACAAUCGGUCCUGUUUUUGGCGGUUUCAUCGGCCAGUGGCUUACCUGGGAAUGGGUCUUCUGGAUCCAGUUGAUUGUCGGCGGAUUCACCCAAGCACUGCAUUUCUUCUUAGUCCCUGAGACCCGCGCCUCAAUUCUUGUUGACAAAGAAGCGAAGCGCCGUCGCAAGGCCGGCGAGGAAGAAGUCUAUGGACCAAACGAACUAAAGAGCCCCCGCCUAGACGUCCACGAAUUCCUCGCCCUCUGGCGCCGACCAUUCGAAAUGUUCCUCCGUGAACCAAUCGUCCUCUUCCUCUCGCUCCUAUCCGGUUUCUCCGACGCCCUAAUCUUCGUCUUCACUGAAUCCUUCACCCUCGUCUUCGAACAAUGGAACAUGAACACCCUCUGCAUCGGCCUAACAUUCUGCUCAAUCCUCGUCGGCUACCUAAUCGCCUACUUCAUCUUCCUCCCCGACGUCUACCGCCAAAUGCAACUCCGCAAAAAGAAGGCGCAGCCAGCCGCUACGCCGAGCGCCGUCUGCUCCUCCUCCUCUUCAUCGCACCCCUGGAACCAAUUGGCCUCCUAG
Messenger RNA from Penicillium argentinense, 1224 nucleotides. RefSeq names its product Major facilitator superfamily domain general substrate transporter. Gene Ontology annotation, molecular function: transmembrane transporter activity. The transcript has a single exon. NCBI's taxonomy places the organism in Eukaryota, Fungi, Ascomycota, Eurotiomycetes, Eurotiales, Aspergillaceae. Bases 1 to 1224 code for a protein of 407 amino acids. Gene Ontology annotation, biological process: transmembrane transport. The record is from RefSeq and is a predicted model, not a curated record.